CGUUUCUCCACACGCAUUCUGCCCGUCUCCGCAAUGGCGAACUACGCUUUCUCGUGGACGUCUCUGAGAGUGCCUUUCGAUGACCUACCAUGAGUCUACCACCACCGCCUAGGGCCCCCGUCGAAGACGACAAGAGCUUGCUCAGCGACAUCGAUGAUGUAGAACUGGACUCAACCUUUGUUCCCGGGAAGCCCGCAGCGAAGUCGGAGCAGGGUCAGUUGAGCGUUCCCUUCGCCGGCGGUAUUCGAGCACCAUCGCCGGAUACGCUGUCGAACAUCUCCAUUGACGACUUCAACAACAUUCGCAUUGGCCGGAACCCUGAUUACUUGCCCGUGCCUGGCGAAAGGCGGCAUGCGUCGCGCUCACCUGCCCCUCCACCCCGCACUUUGAAGGAGAAGGCUGCGCUUUUCUGGACGAGAAAUAAGGGCAUGGCGCUGGUUAUGAUAUCACAAGUCUUUGGCACCUUGAUGAAUGUAACGACAAGAUUGUUAGAGAUAGAAGGGAACCAUGGCAAGGGAAUGCAUCCAUUUCAGAUUCUGUUCGCACGUAUGAGCAUCACCGUAGUUCUUGCAUCAGGUUACAUGUGGUACACCAAAGCUGAGCAUUUCCCGCUGGGCUUGAAAGAAGUCCGACCUCUAUUAGUUGCUCGAGGUCUCGGAGGUUUUUUUGGAGUUUUCGGCAUGUACUACUCCCUCCUCUACCUCCCCCUCGCCGACGCAACCGUAAUCACCUUCCUCGCUCCCUCCCUUGCCUGCUGGGCCUGCUCAUACCUCAUAAACGAGCCCUUCACCCGCAUGGAACAAAUAGCCGCCUACGUCUCCCUCUUCGGCGUCGUCCUCAUCGCCCGCCCAACCUCCCUCUUCUCCUCUUCGUCUAGUACCCCACCCGCCAGCGGCGACGGCGACAUCGCCCCAAUCGCCAACCUAAACUCCACUGUCGACCCUACUCGCGACCACUUCGCCAGCAACUACGACUUUGUGACGCCUGGUCAACGUGCCGGCGCCGUCGGUGUUGCCAUGCUCGGCGUACUAGGCGCCACGUGUGCCUUCACCUCCCUACGCUGGAUCGGUCGGCGCGCGCACCCGCUGCUCAGCGUCAACUACUUCGCCGCGUGGACCACGAUAGUAAGCACUGUGAUGAUGUUCGCGCUGCCCAGCGUCGGUUUCCUGCUCCCGGCCGAUUUCAAAGAGUGGUGCUACCUAAUUUUCUUGGGAAUCUGUGGGUUUCUCAUGCAAUUCAUGCUUGCUGCAGGACUCCAGUAUGAGAAAUCGUCGCGCGCGACAAACAUGGUCUACACGCAGAUGCUCUUCGCGCUGGCCUUCGACAAGCUGGUUUGGGGCACGACGCCUAGCCCGGUCUCUCUUGCUGGCUCUUCUCUGAUUUUGGGUUCCGCGAUCUACGUUGCAAUGAUGAAAGACGGCACCGUGCACAAUGACGGCACGGGGAGAGGGAUAGUGAGGGAAAGGGGCGGUGGUGGAGAUGAGGAGGUGGGGCUUAUGAGUCCGAUGAUUGCGGGGGAGGUUGUUGGGGAGGGGGAUAUGCAGCUAAGGCCGCUGAGGAUAUGAGGGAGGUUUCUUUGGGAAUGUAAUUGAAGAUGUAUGGUUGUUGUGGGAGUGAAUAAGAUGGCGUGCUUUUGGGUUGAGCAUUUCCGGGGCAUUUAGAUAGGUAGACUGAAUAGGAA
This is a messenger RNA of Mytilinidion resinicola, 1681 nucleotides long. RefSeq lists its product as uncharacterized. Gene Ontology annotation, cellular component: membrane. Lineage: Eukaryota; Fungi; Ascomycota; Dothideomycetes; Mytilinidiales; Mytilinidiaceae. The record is from RefSeq and is a predicted model, not a curated record. The transcript is spliced from 5 exons. Bases 90 to 1565 code for a protein of 491 amino acids.